AUGGUCGCCACCACGCCGACGACAGGCAGAAAAUUGGCGGCCGGACUUGGCGAGGAAAGAGAUCAUGUCGAUGAAACUACAGCUCUUCUACCGUCCGGCACAGACGGUCUGUCAGCGCCAGAUGGCUCUGGAGACGAAAAGCCUCUGCCUAAGCUUCAGGUCCUGCUGCUCUGCUAUGCCCGGGUGAUAGAGCCCCUGGCCUUCUUCUCCAUCUUCCCUUACAUCAACCAGAUGGUCCAGGACAAUGGGGGCGUUGCGGACUCGGAUGUCGGCUUCUACAGCGGGCUCAUCGAGUCAUUAUUCUCCCUAACACAGGCCAUCGUCAUGAUAUUCUGGGGCCGAGCAGCCGAUAGCAUCGGGCGCAAGCCCGUCCUGGUCUUCUCUUUGCUCGGCGUGACCGUGGCGACGGGCCUCUUCGGGCUGGCAAAGACCAUCGCGCAAAUGAUCCUGUUCAGGUGCCUUGCCGGCGUCUUUGCUGGGACUAUCGUCACCAUCCGCACCAUGGUGGCCGAGCACAGCACAGCCAGGACUCAGGCCCGGGCAUUCAGCUGGUUCGCCUUCAGCGGAAAUCUGGGCAUCUUCCUGGGGCCUCUGUUGGGCGGUGCCCUUGCCGACCCGGUACACCAGUACCCGAGCGCCUUCGGAGCCCUCCGCUUCUUCGAGGACUAUCCCUACGCGCUCUCGAGCCUGGUGGUGGCACUGGUGGGAGCCACCGCUGCCGUGACCAGCGCCUGCUUUGUUAGCGAGACGUUGAAGAAGGAGCCGGCUGCGGCGGACCGCGAUAACGAGGAGGCCGUAUCCGACGCGCCAGCCCAUAGCGGCGACCUCUCGACGUGGCAGCUUCUCAGAUCACCGGGGGUGGGGAUAGUCAUCUACACGUACGGGCACAUCAUGGUCCUCGCCUUUGCUUACACAGCCAUUGUCCCCGUCUUUUGGUUCACCCCCACGCACCUCGGGGGAUACGGCUUUACCCCCCUGCAAAUUUCGCUGAUGAUGGGUCUGAGCGGCGCUGCCCAGGCCGCGUGGCUCCUCUUGGUCUUCCCCCCGUUGCAGCAGAGGAUCGGGUCGAACGGGGUGAUACGCUUCUGCGCCUUUGCCUAUCCGUGGUUCUUCCUGUUCUGCCCCCUUGGCAAUGUCCUCCUGCGGCUAGGGACCGAGGCAUCCGUUAAAGCUUUCUGGGUCUUCGCGCCCACGAUGCUGGUCAUCGGCUGCGGAGUUAGCAUGAGCUUCACAGCGAUCCAGCUCGCCCUGAACGACAUUGCACCUUCACCGAGGGUCCUAGGUACGCUGAACGCGUUGGCCUUAACCGGCGUCAGCGGUCUGAGGGCCUUCUGCCCGGCCCUCUUCACCAGCCUCUUCGCACUAGGGGCGAGGACACAGCUGGCGGGGGGCUACGCUAUCUGGAUAUUCCUGUUCCUGCUCGCUGCUGGUUUGUCGAUUGCAGCAAGGUACCUUCCAGGGCCUCAGGGGUCCUACAGGUGCCGGAACAACUAAGAAAGGUGAUAGUUUCCGUCUUCCUGAAAGGAGGAAGGGGCACUGCAUCAUACCAAUUCCAAACCACGUGUAUCUAGCUUGAGAGCUGAACCUAGAGCAAUAACCACUUCAGCAGCGUCAAUACGAUGCACGUCACUUGAUGGCUAUAAUCAUGAGUUAAGCCCACACAUUGACAUAUUACGCUCUCCAAGCCCUUCCAGGUUUUCCUGCAGCGCUGUCAACUGUCACGGGCACGUGGUACCAUCAACUGACCUAUUAUUCAUGAUCUAUCUAAUCUAAUUCUUAGAGAUAUCUGCUUUGGAACCGGCAAUAUAACUGCUUCUCUGAACGUCAAGAACGUCAACCGUUAAAACGACGCGGGAGGGCACGGAUUGUGGUUGAGAGAAAGAAUCAGAGCAAAUGCCAGCAGGUCUACAGGAGCUCCUCAUAUUUAUGCACGCACGCAUCCUUGGUCCACCGGCGUAACCGUUUCCCCCAAAUCCAGAGAGGUAUGGCCAGGAAGAGCGGUAGCAUUGUGAACGUGAACCAGACCAUGAGCGGCACCAUCAAGCCAUGUGCUUCGCCCAAACUGGGAACCCAAUAUGACAUGGCGAAGCCAGAGUCGACGGCAUAAGCGAUUCCAAUGGUGGGAACACUUGUAAUGCCCAGCCCUGCACUGCCGUAUCCCAAGACCACAAGAACUGGCCAAGGCCACCUGUACUGUGUUGCUGCGGCGGUAAGGGCCAUUCCCACAGCCAGCGCAAUACCGAACGGGAUGAGCGCCGGUAAGCGCAUCUCCGCUUCGCGAAUCCCGUUGUUUCUGAUCGUUGCACGCUUGAUCAUCCAAUCCGAGAAAGGGCCGGCGGUCAGGACGCC
This is a messenger RNA of Monascus purpureus, 2349 nucleotides long. NCBI's taxonomy places the organism in Eukaryota, Fungi, Ascomycota, Eurotiomycetes, Eurotiales, Aspergillaceae. The record is from the annotation of a GenBank genome assembly.